CAUGGAGAGUGCUUGUUUUUCCUUGGACUUGUGUUUGUUUUUCGUCCUCAUAAAUACUUGCGGCGUGACGGGAAACGCUGGACUUGCAGAUGCAGAUGAGUGUUCUGAGGCCACGGAUGACUGUCACAUCGACGCCCUCUGCCAGAACACGCCCAAGUCCUUCAAGUGCAUCUGUAAGCCUGGCUACAAGGGGGACGGCAAGCAGUGUGAAGACAUGGACGAGUGUGAUAACGACUACAACGGGGGCUGUGUCCAUGAGUGCAUCAACAUCCCCGGCAACUACAGGUGCACCUGCUACGAUGGCUUCAUGCUCGCCCACGACGGCCACAACUGCCUGGAUGUGGACGAGUGCCUGGACAACAACGGCGGCUGCCAGCAGGUCUGCGUCAACACCAUGGGCAGCUACGAGUGCCUGUGCACCGAGAGCUUCUUCCUGAGCGACAACCAGCACACCUGCAUCCACCGCUCCGACGACGGGAUGAACUGUAUGAACAAGGAACACGGCUGCGCCCAUAUUUGCCGGGAGACGCCGAAGGGGGGCGUGGCCUGUGAGUGCCGACCCGGGUUCGAGCUCGCCAAGAACCAGAGAGACUGCACGCUGACUUGUAACUAUGGAAACGGCGGCUGCCAGCACACCUGUGAUGACACAGACGUGGGGCCUGUGUGUGGCUGCCAUCAGAAAUACGCCCUGCACUCUGACAGCAAGACCUGCAUCGAGAGAGAUGAGGCUGCAAUUGAGAGCUCUGAGUUCAAUACCACGUCACUAGCUGAUGUGGACAAGCGGGUGAAACGUCGCCUUCUCAUGGAAACCUGUGCGGUGAACAACGGCGGGUGUGACCGGACCUGCAAGGACACGGCCACCGGGGUGCGCUGCAGCUGCCCCGUGGGGUUCACCCUGCAGCCCGACGGCAAGACCUGCAAAGAUAUAGACGAGUGUCAGGAGAAUAAGGGAGGCUGUGAUCACUCCUGCAGGAACACGGUGGGCAGCUUCGAGUGCAGCUGCCAGAAGGGCCACAAGCUGCUGACGGACGAGCGCAGCUGCCAGGAUAUCGACGAGUGCUCUUUCGACCGGACGUGCGACCACACGUGCAUUAACUACCCGGGGAGCUACGAGUGCGUGUGCGAGAGAGGCUACACACUCUACGGCCUGACGCACUGCGGGGACGUGGACGAGUGCAGCAUCAGUAACGGCGGGUGUGAGCAGGGCUGUGUGAACACGCUGGGCAGCUUCGAUUGUGUGUGCCCAAGCGGACACAAGCUGCACUGGAACAAGAGAGACUGCCUCGAGGUUGUAAAGUGUCUCCCCAGCGGGAAGCCGCCCCCUCGAGCCCAGCUGAGCUGCACCAAGGCUGGGGGGGCAGAGGUGUGCUCCCUGUCCUGCCCCUCCAACGCCCUCUUCACCACUGAUUCGGAGAACAGCUACACGCUCAGCUGCGGAGUCCCAGUGCAGUCUGGGAAGGCUCCCCAGAAGAGGAACACCACGUCCGCCAUCCUCAGCUGUGCAGACAGCCUGGCUCCGCCCAUCAAGCAGAAGGCCCGGUUCAAGAUCAAAGACGCCAAGUGUCACCUCAAGCCCCGCAGCAAGGAGAAGCCCCGAGACGCCCCCAAACAGGGCCUCCCAGGCGGGCAGUUCUCAUGCACGGACGACUGUCAUGUGACCUUCGUCAACCUGAAGUGCGACUCGUCCAAGAAGCGGCGCCGGGGUCGGAAGUCCCCCUCCAAGGAGGUGUCCCACAUCACGGCCGAGUUCCAGAUGGAGAUGAAAGAGGAGGAGGCCUCAGACUCCUGUAACAUCGACUGCGUGAGGGAGAAGAUGAAGCAGAGGUUGCAGAUGGCGAUGCGCACCCUGAGAAAGUCCAUAAACAAGCAGCAGUUCUACAUCCAGUUCUCGGGCACGGAGUACGAGGUGGCGCAGAAGCCCGCCCGCGUCCCGGACAACCAGGACUUCUGCAGCACGGGCCAGGUCCUGCGCGAGGGCAAGUGUACCAGCUGCAGCGUGGGAAGCUUCUACAGCGGAGAGCAGGAGCAGUGUGUGCUGUGCCCCACCGGCUCCUACCAGGACACCCCCGGCCAGCUCACCUGUGAGCCCUGCCCCAGCACCGACAUCCAGGGCAUCGCAGGGGCCAAGAACGUGUCCGAGUGUGGAGGUCAGUGCCCGCCGGGACACUUCUCGUCGGACGGGUUCCGGCCCUGCCAGCCCUGCACGCUCGGGACCUUUCAGCCAGAGCCCGGGCGGGUGCUCUGCUUCCCCUGCGGCGGGGGGCUGAUGACCAAACACGAGGGCGCCGUGUCCUUCAGGGACUGCGAGGCCAAGGUGCACUGCGCCCCUGGGCACCACUACAACUCCAGCACCCACCGCUGUAUCCGCUGCCCAGUGGGGACCUACCAGUCCGAGUUCGGCCAGAACUACUGCAUCACCUGCCCCGGCAACACCACCACCGACUUCGACGGGGCCACCAACGUGUCGCACUGCAAGAACCAGCUGUGUGGCGGUGAGCUGGGGGACUACACGGGCUACAUCGAGUCGCCCAACUACCCCGGGGACUACCCGUCCAACGUGGACUGCAUCUGGAACAUCAACCCCCCGCCCAAGAGACGCAUCCUCAUCGUGGUCCCCGAGAUCUUCCUCCCCAUGGAGGAUGAGUGUGGAGACGUGCUCGUCAUGCGCAAGAGCGCCCUCCCCACCUCCAUCACCACGUACGAGACGUGCCAGACCUACGAGCGGCCCAUCGCCUUCACCUCGCGCUCCCGCAAGCUCUGGAUCCAGUUCAAGUCCAACGAGGGCAACAGCGGGAAGGGCUUCCAGGUGCCCUACGUCACCUACGACGAGGACUAUCAGCAGCUGAUAGAAGACAUCGUCAGAGACGGAAGACUGUAUGCCUCUGAAAACCACCAGGAAAUACUGAAAGACAAGAAGCUGAUCAAGGCGCUGUUCGACGUGCUGGCCCACCCGCAGAAGUACUUCCAGUACACAGCCAAGGACAUGUUCCCACGCUCCUUCAUCAAACUGCUCCGCUCCAAAGUGUCCAGGUUUCUGCGGCCGUACAAAUAG
Messenger RNA from Conger conger (European conger), 3052 nucleotides. RefSeq names its product signal peptide, CUB domain, EGF-like 1 (gene scube1). Bases 2 to 3052 code for a protein of 1016 amino acids. Gene Ontology annotation, molecular function: calcium ion binding. Gene Ontology annotation, cellular component: cell surface. The transcript is spliced from 23 exons. Gene Ontology annotation, biological process: signal transduction. NCBI's taxonomy places the organism in Eukaryota, Metazoa, Chordata, Actinopteri, Anguilliformes, Congridae. The record is from RefSeq and is a predicted model, not a curated record.